AAGCGAUGCUAGACACUUUGGGUCCCACCUGAUCUUAUCCCCAACCACGCGCCCUCCUUUUAUUUGCCAUGUCGUUACUUUUCCUCCGAUCUAAAUCAACGGUCCAAGUUUAUCCUAACUUGUUCGACCUUUAACUCCCCUCAUUCGUCGUUAAAUAUCUCCGUUCAGUCACCUCUCCAUCCCGGCUAUCGACUUCUUUUUAAAACAAAAAAAGAUCUUAAGAUUUCUGAUCAGUAUGGGGCUACUUGACCAGUUGUGGGACGACACCGUUGCGGGUCCUCGACCCGAUAACGGUCUGGGCAAGCUCCGCAAGCACUCCUCUUUCACUUCCCGGCCUAACUCCUCCAAGGAAUCCGAUGGCGAGAGUGUGAGAUCGUUCAAUGAUGAAACGUCGACGGAGAAAACGACCAAAGUGACACGUUCGAUCAUGAUCGUAAAAUCGCCUCGUUACCAGAGCGGAUCGUCUCCGGUUUCGCCGGCCGAAUCUACUCCUCCGGAGGUAAGGAGCCGUUUCGAUUUCGGAGAAGGCCUACAUCGGAUGCAUACGAAAAAUCCGGGAGCGAUGUUGGACCCAGGAGCGCUCCUCCUCCUUAUGACGUGUGAGAUGUGAGCCUCUCCGGUGAUCCUUUAUUCUACGAAGUAUCGAUAUUUGCUUAGUGUCGAGGAUGACGUCUUUACUGCUGAAGCCUACAAUGUAAUGUCAAAUAGAGUUUGCUGCGUCUGUUUUGCAAAGCAAUGUGUACUUCUGGCUAUAUAGCUUUAGCAUGGGAUAAUGUUUAUAGACGGCGCUGAAGAUCUGUAAACAAUGUAGAGA
Molecule: messenger RNA, 814 nt
Organism: Hibiscus syriacus
Lineage: Eukaryota; Viridiplantae; Streptophyta; Magnoliopsida; Malvales; Malvaceae
Product: dormancy-associated protein homolog 3-like
Exons: 3
Coding region: 236-610 (124 amino acids)
Source: RefSeq, a predicted model, not a curated record